AUGGAGCGAGGAGGGGAGAGUCCCAUCGCCCAGGGCAGUCCUGAGCGGAGGGGGGGCAGCCCGGACCUCAGCGGCCUCCCGCCAGCAGGGAAGAAGGGCCGGCUGGAGCUCAACGGGAGCCCCACGGGGCCCCGGGUACGCCACAACGGAGGCCCUCUGAGGCCCCUGGGAGGUCUGAUGAUUCCCGUCUUCUGCGUGGUGGAGCAGACAGACGGAGGCGUGCAGCAGACGGAGGCGUGUGAGGGCCGAGAGGAGCAUGCAGAGUUUGUCCUGGUGAGGAAGGACAUCCUCUUCUCUCAGCUGGUGGAGACGGCGCUGCUCGCCCUCGGAUACUCCCACAGCUCGGCGGCUCAGGCCCACGGCAUCAUCAAGGUGGGCCGCUGGAACCCGCUGCCCAUCCACUUCCUGACAGACGCUCCUGAAGCCACGGUGGCCGACAUGCUGAUGGAGGUUUACCACAUGGUGACGCUGCGCAUCCAGCUGCAGAGUUUCUCAAAGUUGGAGGAUCUUCCCUGUGAGCAGUGGAACCACACGACGGUGAGGAACGCUCUCAAAGAGCUGCUGAAGGAGAUGAACCAGAGCACUCUGGCCAAAGAGUGUCCUCUGUCCCAGAGUAUGAUUUCGUCCAUAGUGAACAGUUCGUAUUACGCCAACGUCUCCACGGCCAAAUGUCAGGAGUUCGGUCGCUGGUACAAGAAGUACAAAAAAAUCAAAGUAGAUUAUCUGGAGAAGAUGUGGUCCGGACGAGACGCUGCUGACAUCAAAAUAGAGAGAGACAACAUGGCCGACUUCUGCGUGCUCGGUCAGCGACCUCCGCCUCACCUGUCCAGCCUGGCUCAGCUGAGUCACCUGGGCCAGCAGCAGCAGCCGUCCCCCCACGGCCCGCUCCACCACAGUCCUCCUCUCCGCUCGGGCCAGGUGCCUCCUCCGCCGCCGCCGCCGCCUGCCGCCCUGCAGCCCCUGCUGGGGCCAGGUGGGCUGCUGUCCCCGCAGCUCUCCCCGCAGCUGGUGCGUCAGCAGCUCGCCAUGGCCCACCUCAUCAACCAGCAGCUCGCCGUGAGCCGCCUGCUGGCCCACCAGCACCCGCAGGCGCUCAACCAGCAGUUCCUCAACCACCCGCCCAUCCCUCGGGGCUCGUCCAAAGCCGGCGGCGACCAUCCCGGGAGCAACCCCUCGGCCGCCGAGGUCUCCUGUGAAAUCUACCAGCAGGUCAGAGACGAGCUGAAGAGAGCUAGUGUCUCCCAGGCCGUGUUCGCCCGUGUGGCUUUCAACCGCACACAGGGUUUGCUGUCAGAGAUCCUGAGGAAGGAGGAGGACCCUCGCACCGCCUCUCAGUCUCUGCUGGUCAACCUGAAAGCCAUGCAGAACUUCCUGAACCUGCCGGAGAGCGAGAGAGACCGGAUCUACCAGGAGGAGAGGGAGCGCACCAUGAACCCCUCAGUGGGACUCCCCGCCUCCAACUCCUCCAACCCCGGCCCGCCCCGCCUCUCACAGCCGAAGCCGCCCGGCCCCGCCCCCGACCUCCCGCUGAAGCUGGAGUCGCUGGUCAACAUCACGUCGGGGAUCUACGAUGAAAUCCAGCAGGAGAUGAAGAGAGCCAAGGUGUCCCAGGCUCUGUUCGCCAAGGUGGCCGCCAACAAGAGCCAGGGCUGGCUGUGUGAGCUGCUGCGGUGGAAGGAGAACCCGAGCCCGGAGAACCGCACGCUGUGGGAGAACCUGUGCACCAUACGGAGGUUCCUGACUCUGCCGCAGGCCGACAGAGACCUGGCGUACGAGGAGGAGUCCCGACAUCACCACUCAGAGAGGCUGCACACCGUCCUGCACCUGCCACAGGACACUCAGGCGCUGCACCGGCCGCCCCCGGCCCCGAUGAAGGAGCACCGCCUGUCUCCGAUGCGCGAGGAGCAGAUCUCGGCCCCGGUGAACAACGAGGGCUCACAGACUGGAGGAGCAGCAGGAGGAGGUCCACCUGGAGCUGUCGGCGGCCCCGGGAGCAACAAAAAGCCACGAUCACGCACUAAGAUUUCUCUGGAGGCCUUGGGGAUCCUGCAGAGCUUCAUCCAGGAUGUGGGCCUGUACCCAGACCAGGAGGCCAUCCACACCCUGUCUGCUCAGCUGGACCUGCCCAAACACACCAUCAUCAAGUUCUUCCAGAACCAGCGCUACCACGUAAAGCACCACGGGCGCCUCAAGGACCUGGGCGAGGGCGCCGCCGCCAGCGGGGGCGUGGACGUCAGCGAGUACAGAGACGAGGAGCUGCUUUCAGGCUCGGAGGACCCGGAGUCCAGCGAGGACGGAGCUGAGGAGAUCUACCAGUCCACAGAGGGGAACGGGGGCAGCACGGUGGGGCUGAACCAGCUGCCGGCCUCCUCCGGCUCCAUCUCCAGCCAGUCGUCCUCAGGGACCAGCUCUGCUCCCGACGAAGGGAAGGAGAAGGGGCUGGGCCGGCCCGGGGGCCCGCUGGGACCCGGGAGCUCCUCGUCCAGUCCCAGAGAGCAGGCGGACUACCAAAGGUAGAGACUGACACACAGAGAGGAGAGGACAGAGAGAGAAAGAGUCGGGGAGAGAGAAAGAGAAGGAAAAGUACGAUAAUCAAGUGAUGCAAGAUGGCUGAAAUCCUGAAAACACCACUCAGACGACUGGACACGCUCUUUAUAUCUCAGACUAGCAGAUCUGUGAACACCUGGAGUGUGGAGUGAAAUACCUCAGCAGGUUUGCAGAGAGCUGUGAUGCAGCAGCGGUUGUGCAACUGUGAAAGAAAGCUUUGCCAUUUAAAUAAUUCACUCGCAAAUUAACAGGUAAUCUAUUGCUGCUCAUGCCUCCUUACAAACACAAGAUAAUCUCCACGGGUCGACGAGGGAACUGAUCAGCCUCGAGAAAUCAGCAGAAAAAACAUUCCAGAGGAAGCAGGAAGUCAUCUCCAUCGUUCCUCCUCUCUAAAGCCUGAGCACAGACUCCACUGAGUGACAUUUAUAAACUGUAAAAACAAUCCUAGAAACCCUCAGGACACACACUGAUGUUGCUAAUGCUGUCGCCUGCCUGAGAACGAGGACGGACGGCUGAUCGCCGUUCCUCCAGGAGCUUCAUUUCAUGUGGCAAAAAGUAGGAAAAUGACCACGACAACCUGCUCUCGCCUCAUCGUCACAAUCCAGAUUCACUAGCAGUCCUAUCUACCACUUACUGUUCACAAAGCA
Molecule: messenger RNA, 3194 nt
Organism: Centropristis striata (black sea bass)
Lineage: Eukaryota; Metazoa; Chordata; Actinopteri; Perciformes; Serranidae
Gene: satb2
Product: SATB homeobox 2
Exons: 13
Coding region: 1-2517 (838 amino acids)
Biological process (GO): regulation of transcription by RNA polymerase II; chromatin remodeling
Molecular function (GO): RNA polymerase II cis-regulatory region sequence-specific DNA binding; DNA-binding transcription factor activity, RNA polymerase II-specific
Source: RefSeq, a predicted model, not a curated record